Wasmannia auropunctata (little fire ant) is the source of this 605-nucleotide messenger RNA. Its product is annotated as venom allergen 3-like. The record is from RefSeq and is a predicted model, not a curated record. Lineage: Eukaryota; Metazoa; Arthropoda; Insecta; Hymenoptera; Formicidae. The coding region runs from base 74 to 310 and encodes 78 amino acids. The transcript has 3 exons.
UAUUAAACAUUAUGACGACUGUAGGAACGUAGAAAGAUUCAAAGUUAUCCAGUAUACGGCCUCGAAAUCCUCUAUGAAUGAAAAUGAGCUCACUUUAGAAGACAUGAUGGAUACAGCGUAUGAUAAUUUAAUUGAAGUAGGAAGACGUAAUUUUUCCGCAUAUCCGGAUUUUGUACACACAAUAGAAGAUUUUACUUACAAUCUCUGGGCUAACAUGACGAAGGUUGGGUGCGGACGAAUUAAGUUUAAAGAACCAAACGGCAUGACUACGCAUCAUGUAUUUUGUAAUUUCGCUCCACGUAAAAUAUAGAAAAAAAUGUAUAAAAUAACAUAAAGAAAUAGAUUUGGCCAUCUUCCAAUGACAUAUAAUUUAAAAGGUAAAAAGUGACAGCAUAAAAAAAUAAAUUUUUUUAUGUAUUGUUUUAUAUAUCAAUAUGAUAUUUCUUUCAUAUUUAAAACCGGCGAAAUAAUGAAAAUAUCAUUAACAAAUUUUUGGUCAAAAGAGCAGUGUGAUGUAGCUUAGAAAUAAGAAUAUCUUUACAAAGAAAUACCUAUUAUUGUACUAGUGAGAAAAUAAAUAAAACUAAUCAGUAGUCAAAAUAAAA